Rhodotorula graminis WP1 is the source of this 1201-nucleotide messenger RNA. RefSeq lists its product as uncharacterized. The transcript is spliced from 10 exons. Gene Ontology annotation, biological process: mRNA processing. Gene Ontology annotation, cellular component: nucleus. The record is from RefSeq and is a predicted model, not a curated record. Gene Ontology annotation, molecular function: RNA binding. NCBI's taxonomy places the organism in Eukaryota, Fungi, Basidiomycota, Microbotryomycetes, Sporidiobolales, Sporidiobolaceae. The coding region runs from base 69 to 1112 and encodes 347 amino acids.
CGCCGAGCUACGACGCCCCUCGUCGCGGCCGCACCCCCGAGCGACAACUGACCGAAGAGCAGCGCGAGAUGCGCAGCGUCUUUGUCUCGCAGCUCGCCGCGCGCGUCACGGACCGCGAGCUCGGCAUCUUCUUCGAGCACCACGCCGGUACGGUGCGCGACGCGAGGGUCAUUGUCGACCGCAUCUCGCGCAGGUCAAAGGGAGUCGGCUACGUCGAGUUUGUCGAGCUCGAGACGGUGCAGAAGGCGCUCACGCUCUCGGGGACCAAGCUCCUCGGGAUCCCGAUCCAGGUCCAGUACACCGAGGCCGAGAAGAACCGCCAGGCGCGCGACGGGCCCGGCGGUGCGGGCGGCGGUGGUGGUGGUGGGGGCAGUGCGCCGAUGACGGGAGGGCUGUACGUCGGCUCGCUCAACUUUGCCCUGACGUCGGACGACAUCCGCGAGGUGUUCCAGCCCUUUGGCGAGCUCGAGACGGUCGAGCUGCACCGUGACCCGGCGACGGGCAAGAGCAAGGGUUACUGCUUUGUCAAGUUCAAGGAGCACAAGGACGCCAUGGUCGCGAUCGAGAAGAUGAACAACUUCCCGCUCGCAGGUCGCGAGAUCAAGGUCGGACUCGUCGCUGACCGCAGUGCCACGUUCAGCCAGCACGUCGGAGGAGGAGGAGGAGGAGCAGGGCAGCAGGAGGCGCAGCUCGAGCGCGAGGAGGGCCACACCGGCAAGCUCGACGCCAACACGCGCAUGGAGCUCAUGCAGAAGCUGUCGCGCGCAGACCGCCCGCCUGACUUGCCCCCGACCCCGAUGUUCCGCCCUAACAUCCCGCAGAACAUUACGCGCAACGUCCUGAUGAAGAACGCGUUCAACCCCGAGGAAGAGACUGAACGCGACUGGGAUCUCGAGCUCGCAGAGGACGUCAAGAGCGAGUGCGAGGCCAAGUACGGCGCCGUCGUCGACAUUUACGUCGUCAAGGAGUCGCAGGAGGGCGAGAUCUACAUCCGCUUCGCGUCGCCCGCCGUCGCCGUCGUCGCGCUCCAAGGGCUCAACGGGCGCUGGUUCGGCGGUAAGCAGAUCACGGCCACCCACGUCGGCGACUCGCUGUUUGACGCCAAGAAGUGAGCCCCGGCCGCUCGUCUUUCCGCUCUCUCAUCGUCGUCGUUCUCGGUAGUUGCUCUCUCGCAGGUUGCAAAGUCACUCGUUCUCCUCUU